Peronospora farinosa is the source of this 2466-nucleotide messenger RNA. NCBI's taxonomy places the organism in Eukaryota, Oomycota, Peronosporomycetes, Peronosporales, Peronosporaceae. The record is from the annotation of a GenBank genome assembly.
AUGACGACGACAUUUGAGAACCGUAUGGCAUUGGAAAAGGCAAUUGAUUCCUGUUCGACAAAUGUGCGUCGGUUACGUCGUGAGAAGGACAAUGUUGUCCAAAUGGACGACAUUGCGAACGAAGUGAAAAAGCUCGUGGAAUUACGUAAAGAAUUGCAGAUUUGGAAACAAAAAGAGGACAAUGAAGAGAACAGUCAACAGGAAACGAACGAGAUGAGACUGGAAGAUACGGGAGAGGAGUUGACUAGUGCAGAUGAAUUCGAGCUGGUACAACGUGCAGCGAGGCUUGAGGGGUUAGUGGCAAUGGCACACGAAAAGUUAACGACAUUGGAGACGCAAGUUACGCAGUUUCAACGCAGUAAACAGGCUUUGGCGUACUUAGUAGAGCAUGAGCAGAGGAAGAAUGACGAGACUGUGGUUGUGGACGAGACCUUGACGAAAAAGAAACACGUGAUGGAAAAAGUGAGUGGAGAGCAAGUGGUGCAACUGAUGCCGGAGCUGGACGUGGAACAUGCUAAGGUGAAAAAGACCGACAAGAAGACUGAAAAGUUGCAAAAGGCGGUGGAAGUGCUGACUCAGGAGAAGAAUGAGGCUGUUGCCACGUUGACGGCAGAGCUGGAGGACCAGCGGGUCAAGGCUAAAAUCGACAGCCACGAGCGUCAGCGAAAGACAGAGCGGGAAGUUUGUGAUGUACAGGACAAGUUGAAGCAAACGGUUGCAUCGAUUACUCAAGAAAAAGACAAGGCGAUUACUAAGCUGAAGAAAGAGCUCGAGGAGGAGCGCUCUAUUGUAAAGCAGGCGAGCCAGGAAGUAGAGUCUAAGAUGGAGAAGUCUGUUGCUACGCUUCAAGAAGAGAACUUGGAGCUGGAGAGCAAGCUGCAGACUGUAGAGGAGAUUGCUAAAAUCACUCGGGACGAGCUGGACAAGGCUCAGGAUCGGCUGGCAGAAAUCAAAGACGAGAAGGAGACCAGAGAGACGCACCUUGAAGAGCUGUGGAAAAAUACUGAGGACCUUCAGCUUGCAAACAAGAUGCUGACAGAGAAAAACGUGUCAAUUGAGGCCGAUGCAAAGGUGAUUCGUGGUGAGGCCGAAAAGACCAUUGCAGAGCACAUGUCGUACGAGGACAAGACCAGAGUCUUGACUGCCGAAAUUGGAGCAGCUCAGGCCAAACUUGACGUGGCUAAGGCGGAGGUGGAAAAGUUGCAAGGUGAAGUUAAGAGGCUGACGAGUGAAUUGAAUGCUGCCAACUUGAAGUUGUCAAGCUAUGAGGAGCGUAUUGUGACGCUGGAGCAGGAAUUGAAGUCGGCUAACAAGAGAACUCACGAGGUCUUCGCCGAGCUAGAGUCUCUGCGUUCUUCGUCUCAAGAGUUGGAGUUGAAGAGUGUAAGCUCGGAGGAGCGUGUUCAAGCACUUGAAAAGGAGCUGGAGGCAACGAUGAAGAGCACUAAGAACACACUUAUUGAGCUUGAGGCUCUGCGCACAUCUACGAAGGAUACGGAUGUGAGCUUAAACGAGCGGAUCCAGGCUCUGGAGAAGGAGAUCGAGGCGGCGGAACUGAAAACCCAAAAAGUAUUCAUGGAGUGUGGCACCCUCCGUGCGUCGACGCAAGAAGCUGAACGUAUGCACAAGGAAGAGAUUGAGAGGCUAAUGACUCAGAUCUCUGAGCUGCAGACUGCAAGAGAAGGGGUUACGGCAGAGCUUGAAAAGGUGAAGAAUGCUGCGAAGGCUACGCUUGCAGAGAAGGAGGAUACUGCUCGCCAACUGCUUGAGACGAAGGACGAAGCGAACCGACUAAAGCUUGAAAAUGACAAAGCUCAAAGCCAGGUGUUAGGAAAGGAAACACAGGUGAAGAGACUUGCGUCGAACUUGGAGUCACGCACGACCGAGGUGAAGAAAUUGAAGGUCCAGUACGACGAAUUAGUUGCACAGCAUUCGAAUACUAAGAAGGAGCUGCAGGACUUGCAGGGCAUGGCAACGACGAAUGAAGAAUUACUUAAGAAGGCACGUGUGUCGCUACUGGAAGCAAACGAAGAGCUGAAGAAAACUCGUGCCAGUACGCUCAAGUGGAAGAACUCGGCACAGGCAGCCAAGACGUUAAUGAAUGCUAAGAUUGCGGAUGCUGAGAGUGCUAGUAAGCAGCUCAAAAGGGUUCGUGCCGAUCUAUCUUCUGUCAGUUUGGCUCGUUCGCAACUCUCUGUGAGUCUUGAGGCCAAGGAAAAAAAAAUUGCGAAAACGAAACAGGAGCUUGCCAAGGUUCGUGCGGAAUCUGCCGAGGCACUUCGGACCAUUGAGACCGAACAGAAAAAGUUGAAGCAAUUGCAUGCUGCUGAGAUUGAAAAGCUUUGCGAAGUCUCGGACAAGUCGAUGAUGCAACUUCAGGACCAGGUCCAGUCGUAUCGUGUACUACUUUUGGUUAUGGUUUCGAUUGUUAUCGCGUGGUUGGUUUACGCGAAUUUUUUGGACUAA